Aegilops tauschii subsp. strangulata is the source of this 591-nucleotide messenger RNA. RefSeq lists its product as uncharacterized. The record is from RefSeq and is a predicted model, not a curated record. Gene Ontology annotation, molecular function: nucleic acid binding; RNA-DNA hybrid ribonuclease activity. NCBI's taxonomy places the organism in Eukaryota, Viridiplantae, Streptophyta, Magnoliopsida, Poales, Poaceae.
AUGGCAAGGGCAUCCUUGACACAAGGCUCUGAGUCAGGAAAGGAUCUAUGGCCCCUGGCCAUUAAAAUGCCGCAUGCUACCGCAUCGGAGUGUAGACAGUGGUCUGCUCCGACAGAAGGAACCAUCAAAAUUAACUCCGAUGCGUCCUACUUGCCUGACACAGGAAAUUGUUGGGCGGGAGCUCUUGCUAGGAACUACAGGGGGCAGAUCAUGUUGUGCAUAGGGAAACAGAUGCUCACAUCGAAUAGUGUGGAAGAGGCGGAGGCCAAGGCCGCCCUGUGUGGGCUGCAAACGUUGGCGUCAAUAUAUACAGGUCCUGUAGAGGUGGAACUGGACUGCCGAUCAGUUAUCAAGGAACUGUCAGCUGCUGGUCCUAGCCUGUCUCCCUGCUAUGCUGUGAUUCAGGACAUCAAGGCGACCCUGUGCCAGUUUGCGUCGCACAAACUAUCUUUUGCUGGGCGGGAGUGCAACAAACUAGCGCAUGAACUAGCCACAGAAGCAAGGAAGGUGGGAGAUCUGCAUAUUGUCGGCGGAGUUCCAGAAAGACUGCGUGCAAUGAUGCUUAAGGAGUGUAGCACCCAUCCUGAGUAA